AUGUACACGCAAAUAUUCAAGAAUAUCCUCCUUGAGACGAAACACGAUAAACGAGCCAUCACAGAUUUAGCAAAGUAUUGUCACGGAUCCUUUCAAGACAACAUUGGAGAGAAAAUGGUCACCGAUGAAUUCGAACGUGAUUCACGUUGGACAAGGCUAUUUGGUAGUAUACACAUACAACUUCAGUUGACUGCUGUCGAUGGUCCGUCACUGCGUAUGCUUACAGAACGCAUUAAAGAUGAAAUUGGAAGUGGCACAAGAUUAAAACAUUUGAGUAAACUAUUGCUCACACUAGGACAGCUAGAGAAAGCCAAAGAAUUGUACGCUGUGUUACUGCUGAAACAAACUUUUGACGAGAAUGACAAAGCACAUUAUUAUCAUCAGCUUGGUUGCCGAGAAGUUACUCAAAAUGAUUAUCAGAUGACCAUAGAAUAUUAUGAAAAAGCAGUUGAAAUCAAAGAGAAAAGUCAUCCUCCAAAUCAUCCGAAUUUAGCCACUUCGUACAACAACAUCAAAGACUAUUCAAAAGCACUUACUUAUUUUGAACGUGCUCCAGACACUUGGCAACGUACACUACCUACGAAUCUCCCCCAUAUAGAACAUGUAAAACAAAGCAUUGAAAGUUGUAAAAGCGAAAUGGAGAAACAAAAGAGUACUGUUCCUUUUCUUUAUUGA
Molecule: messenger RNA, 675 nt
Organism: Adineta ricciae
Lineage: Eukaryota; Metazoa; Rotifera; Eurotatoria; Adinetida; Adinetidae
Source: the annotation of a GenBank genome assembly